Messenger RNA from Lingula anatina, 3693 nucleotides. RefSeq names its product major vault protein alpha. NCBI's taxonomy places the organism in Eukaryota, Metazoa, Brachiopoda, Lingulata, Lingulida, Lingulidae. The record is from RefSeq and is a predicted model, not a curated record. Gene Ontology annotation, cellular component: nucleus; cytoplasm.
CUGUAAACUGAAUAAAAUAGGUCAAGGCCAAGCAGGGUAUUUACAGUGUAUUUUAUCGGAAUUUGCUUUGCUUGCAUUUCAGUUUCUCUUCAAAUACUUCAAGAUUUAAGACAAAGUAAGCGAGGAACAAAAUGGGCUCUAAUAUCAUAGGACUCCCACCGCAUCAUUUUGUGCAUAUUAUUGACUUCAAUACUAAUGUGACGAAACUUGAGGUGGGUCCUAACACUGUUGUGUUACAGUCCAAUGAAAAAUUACAAGCCGGUCCACUUCCCUGCAUUGUUGUACCACCAGCACAUUAUUGCAUUAUUAAGGAUCCAAUGAGCAAUUAUGUCCAUGGAAAAAAGUGUGAAUUGAGGCUGGGAUACUUUGAUGUCAGGUUUCAUGGUGAGCCAUUUCCACUUUAUCCUGGUGAAGUUCUUCAGGGGGCACGUAGUUUUGGCACUUCAGCAUCAGAUACUAAUUAUUCUCAAGCCAUAAAACCCCUCCCAGUGGUAAAAGCAAACCAUGCAAUAAGACUCAAAGCUUUACAGGACUUUGAUGAUGGAGGUGUAGAGAGGAAAGCCGGAGAUAUGUGGCAACUUGAAGGUCCUCUCACAUAUAAACCAACCCCAAAUGCUGAUAUAGUGGGAAUGAUCAAACCCCUUGUAAUUGGCCACAACCAAGCAUUAUUGUUGAGAGCCCAGCAGGGCUUCACAGACAAGGAUGGAAUAGAACAUGUUACAGGAGAAGAAUGGUUGGUUAGAAGACCAGGGGCAUAUUUGCCAGAUGUGUAUGCAGAGGAUGUGGAACUAAGGAAUGCCAUUGUUCUCACGGAGAAUGUGGCUUUGCAUCUGCAGGCAGAUCAAACCUUAGUAGACUCCAUUGGAACAAAAAGACUUGCUGGUGAAGAAUGGCUUAUAACACUCAAAGACACAGAAUCCUAUAUACAAGAUGUGGGAGUGACUGUGAAAGCAUCCAUCAGCAAAACAGUGGUGUCCAGAGGUCAGUAUUGUGUAGUGUUGGAUCCCCAGGAUAAACAUGGCAGAAAUCAGAUGGGCAAGAGGGAGCUUAGGAAGGGAGUGUGCUCAUUUUUUCUGAAGCCAGGAGAAAGGUUGGAGGAUGGAGUCAUCAAACAGUCGUACAUCAUGGGAGAGGAUGAGUCUCUUGUUCUCAAGGCACUUGAUAAAUUUGAGGAUACUGUGGCAGAAACCAAAGUUAAACGUAAACCUGGUGACCGCUGGAUGAUCAAUGGUCCCAUGGAAUACAUCCCUCCCAUUGAUGUGGAAGUUAUGGACAGAAGGAAAGCCAUACCACUGAACAAAAAUGAAGGUGUAUAUGUAAGGAAUGAGGAAACUGGAGAGGUACGCUCUGUGAUGGGACCAUGUGCCUACAUGUUAAAAGCAUAUGAAGUGUUGUGGAACAAGGAGUUGACAGAUUCUGUUGAGUUACUGCUAAAACAUGGAGGUGGUUAUGGAAAGGAAGAUAUCAGGAAAAUUGCAUACUUUGAACAGUCCAUUGACCCAAGCAUGUUAAAGGGUCGUGACAAGACAAGAGUGGUUACUUACAGAUGCCCUGGCAAUACAGCAGUGCAGAUCUAUAAUUACAAGAAGAAGACUGCUCGUGUUAUUUUUGGUCCUGAUCUGGUUGUCCUGGGACCUCAUGAAAAUUUUAAUGUUUUAAGUCUGAGUGCUGGUAAACCUAAGAAACCACAUGCACUGCAAUCUCUCUGUCUGAUGCUGGGACCAGAUUUCAUAACAGAUAUUCUAGAGGUGGAGACAUCUGACCAUGCGCGUCUGUCUGUGAAGAUUGCCUUCAACAACUAUUUUCAGGUUGAAAGGGGAAAUCCCAAGUCGGAGGCCUCCAUAUUUAAUGUGCCUGAUUUUAUAGGAUAUGCAUGCAGUCAGAUUGGAAGCAGAAUUAGAGCUCAGGUUGCUCAGAUCCCAUUCGAUCAAUUUCAUCGCCAUUCGGCCCAAAUAAUCAAAACUGCAGUUUUUGGUUACAACAAAGAAGGAAAUGUUAAUGAAGUGCUGGUAUUUCCAUCUAACAGCAUGGUGGUGACCAAUGUGGACAUACAGAGCAUUGAGCCUGUGGAUGUGAAGAUGAAGGACAGUCUCAGUAAAUCAGUGCAGAUGGCUAUUGAAAUUGCCACAAAGUCCAUUGAGAGGUCAGCAGCUCAUGAAGCCAUGAGAUCAGAGCAGAUAGCAAAGGGGCAAUUGGAACGGCAAAAACUCCAAACUGAAAGAGAGGCAGAGAUCGAAAGAGCAAAGCUGUAUGAAUUGCGCAACAUAGCAGCUGCUGUUGAGUCCACAGGACAGGCCAAGGCAGAGGCCCAGGCUCAGGCAGAGAAGACAUUGAUUGAAGCCCAGAGUGAGAUUGAAGUUGCACAGUUAAAGGCCUUAGCAGAGCAGAUAGAACACAAUGCUCAGCUGCACACACAGGGUAUUCUACGCUCGUCUGAACUCUCUUUCCAAAAAAGCCAGAAUGAGCUGGAGACUUCAAAAGCACGGGAGCUGACAAAUGUUGAAAUCUCCAAGUUUUCCAGCAUUGUUUCAACAUUAGGAGCAGAUACCUUGGCAGCCAUUGCAAACUCCGGACCAGAAACACAGGCCAAAUUGCUGCAGGGCCUGGGGUUGGAAAGCGUUCUUAUCACAGAUGGCAACAGCCCCAUUAAUCUCUUCAACACAGCAGAAGGUCUCAUUGGAGCCACAAAAGGAUAGACACUGAUACCCACAUUACUUAGUUUAUUUGUGCGACAUUCCCUGUGGUAGUACCCCAGUCUAGCCAUUUGGAUUCUGGUUAUAGAAGGCAUUCUGGUUAUAGAACAUCUUCACUCUCUUUUUUGAGCUGUGUUUUAAAAUUCUGAGCCAGACUACUAACAACUUAGACUGCAUUCAGGACAGAGGAUUAAUUUAACUGAUAAAAAACCUAUUCAGAACAGAUGAUCCUCAGAUCUACCGAUCCGCUAACCAAAUAUGGUGGAUCCUACAUGAAAGCAAGAGCACUUAAUCCACGAGGGUUUCACUGCCUCCACAUGCGCCAUUAAAUGGAUUAAAUCUUGGCUCUGAGGUUUAAUUACUAGGCCUCUGCAGGGCUGGUGCAUGUGGUAGGCAGGGAGACCAUUAGGUGAUGAGCUGCAGUGCUUUCAAGUGGGGUUGGCCAUAUUUGAUCUGCAGACCAGUUAGUCGACAGAUCAUCUGUUCUGAAUGUGCCCUUUAAUGCUGGGUACUCUCCACUUCUUAGUUAGCUGUUACAAAACUGGAUGAAAACCCCUGGUAGAGUGGAGUUGCUGGGCUGUGUGUUAUAAUACUCAAGAAGGCCAAUCUGGAAGGAUUCUUGUAUUUCUGUGAAUUAAUACCUGUGAUAAUUGUGCCCAUUAAUUGGCAUAUGCAAUAUAUACUUUUCAGAUGAAGCCAAAUUCUGAAGAAUGUCAGAGUAAAGGUUUGACAAACCUCUGGAAUACGAUAUGUCAUUGUAGGUGAAAUCGGUAAAACCAUUUGUAACUUGUUUGUAGCUUUGUGAACUUGGCCUUUUAUUUUUGAAGACUUUACACAACCUAAAAUUAAACCAUGCAUUUGAAAUGGUUUCAGUUUUUUGUGAUAUUAGUGCACUAAAGUACUUUUUUCUGAAUUCACCUUUCCUCUUUUAAAUCUUUUGUUUCUACACAAAUCAUGAAAUAAAUAUCCAUUACUUCAGAUAAAUUUUGAAGUUACUGUA